Rhea pennata is the source of this 3709-nucleotide messenger RNA. It is a transcript of the gene TMEM135, whose product is annotated as transmembrane protein 135. The coding region runs from base 87 to 1463 and encodes 458 amino acids. The transcript is spliced from 15 exons. The record is from RefSeq and is a predicted model, not a curated record. NCBI's taxonomy places the organism in Eukaryota, Metazoa, Chordata, Aves, Rheiformes, Rheidae.
GCGCCGCCAGCUCCCCGCGCGACCUUUCUCCUGCAUCGGCGGUGACGCGGCGGGCGCGCGCGCGCCCCCUCCCCGCGCGCGGCAAGAUGGCGGCGCUGAGCAAGUCCAUCCCCCACAGCUGCUACGAGAUCGGGCACACCUGGCACCCGCGCUGCUCCUGGGCCGUGCUGCACGUCACGCAGGGGGCGCUGACCGAGUCCCUGCGCAUCUACGGCACCCUCUACCUGAUUGCAGCUAUUCUCAGGAAACGAAAACUUGACUAUUAUUUGCACAAACUGCUACCUGAGAUCUUGCAAUCAACUUCCUUUCUGACAGCAAAUGGGACCUUGUAUAUUGCUUGCUUUUGCAUUCUAAGGAAGCUGCUUGGGAAAUUCUACUUUUGGUCUCCUGGCUUUGGUGCUGCUUUACCAGCUUCUUAUAUGGCUAUUCUCAUUGAAAGGAAAAGCAGGAGAGGUCUGCUCACAAUUUACAUGGCCAAUCAGGCCACAGAAACAUUGUUUCGAAUGGCAGUUUCAAGAGGAGCUAUUACACCUUUAAGACACGGAGAAGUCCUUUUGUUCUGCAUCACAGCUGCUCUGUUCAUGUUCUUUUUCAGGUGCAAAGAUGGCUUGAAAGGAUUUACAUACUCUGCACUAAAGUUCAUCGUAGGGAAAGAAGAAAUCCCCACUCAUUCAUUUUCACCAGAAGCAGCAUUUUCAAGAAUAGAUAGAAAGAUAAAGCGUUGUGAAAAAAUACCACAGCCAAUGAACAUACUGGCUCUAACAAAAAAACUCAUGGACAAAGUGUGUAAAUAUGGCCCUAGGCAUCGAUGCUGUAAACACUAUGAAGAUAAUUGCAUCUCAUAUUGUAUUAAAGGCUUCGUUCGAAUGUUUAGCAUCGGUUACCUGAUCCAGUGCUGCCUCCGGAUCCCUUCCACGUUCAGGCAUCUCUUCACUGAACCUUCCCGGCUCCUUUCACUCUUCUACAAUAAGGAAAAUUUCCAGCUUGGAGCUUUUCUGGGAUCUUUUGUCAGUAUAUACAAAGGUACUAGCUGCUUUCUGCGCUGGGUACGAAACCUAGAUGAUGAGCUGCAUGCGCUAGUAGCUGGGGCUCUAGCAGGAAUUUCUAUGAUGUUUUACAAAAGUACUACUAUUUCUAUGUACCUGGCUUCCAAAUUAGUAGAGACUAUAUAUUUCAAAGGCAUUGAAGCAGGGAAAGUUCCCUAUUUUCCCCAUGCAGACAGCAUCAUCUAUGCCAUCUCCACAUCGAUAUGCUUCCAGGCAGCUGUGAUGGAAGUUCAAAACCUGCGACCUUCAUACUGGAAAUUUCUUUUACGACUAACAAAGGGCAGGUUUGCUCUCAUGAAUAGGAAAGUUUUAGAUGUAUUUGGUACUGAAGCCUCUAAGAACUUCAAGGAUUUCACACCUAGGCUUGACCCAAGAUACACUGUUGUCCCACCAGAGCUACCGCUUGAGCUGUCUUGAAAAUGAUAGUGUAUCUUGUCGUUAUGUGUGAUCAGCGUCUUGUCCUGAAAAGUUAAUUAACUUAACAGUCGUGUAUAUGGAGGAGUGGUUGGGCUCCACUUCAGUAUUAUUUCAAUGAGAAAUGCUUUUUACCAAUCAGAAACACUGAAGCUUUGUAGGAAAGUGUGGCUUAAUGAUUAAGCCCCUUCCAUACAUAAAAAAUAUUUCUGGAUUACUGUAGGUGGUUGACAGUAUGGUAGAUUCCUGAGUGAAUUAAAUCAGUGAGUAAUAUAUCUAGAGAAGAGAAGUAAAAUGUAUGUAAGACAUAAAUAUGCAUAAUAAUUUCAAAAACUGUAUCUCAUACCAGUAGAAUAUUUCUUCGUCAAACUAAAAGUAAUUCCGAAAUUAGAAAGGAAGAUGUGUUGCAUAGUUUAGGUCCAGAAUUUUACCUGAUCUUAAAACUAUUGCAGUCCGGUGAAAAUGUCACUUCGGCUUUCUAAAUUAUAUCACUGAUUUUUCUUAAAAGAGCCGCUGCCUGCUCUAUUUAAAAUGACAAAAUAUUUUUACCUGGCUAUGGUGGCAAAAGAAGGCAUUCCUUAGUUAAAAAUAAAAUAAAAUAAAAUAAAGGCAUAUUCGUAAAGCACAUUCCAGGGCUGAAAAUCCCACUGAUGUUGUGGAUAACGGACAAGGAAACAUAAAAAGGCCAGGGCAGUGCCGCGGGCGCCCUGAGGAGCAGCAGGGUGGGGUAGGCAGCAUCUGCCAAGUGGAAAAUGGCAAAACAGGCGGAGGAAGGAAUGAACCGUUCCCGCCUCGGAGAUGGCGCUGGAAACAGCAGACGGUUACAAAAAUAAAGGAAGCCAAGAACGAAACGAAAAAACCCAAAAUAUACUGAAAUUAAAUGUUUAUUUUUAAAGGGCUCGACGGCGUCUUUUUGGAUGGGGUUGGCGUGUUUGUCAGGCUGCAGUACCAGCCGGCGUUUCCAGUGGCCUUUAGAAGGGAACUGACCCGUGAGGUUCAACUGUUACAAGUAAACAGUUUUGGCAGUCGUAUUAAUAGUUUUUUUUCCUUGUCCUCGGUGCAGGAUGGUUUUCCGUUGGUCUGUCGUACAGCCACGGCUGUGACAAUUACGUUAAAUUUAAUAUGAUGCUCAAUGCAAAUAAAUACCUACUCAAAUUCCAUCUCAUUUUUACACUGCAGAUGUCUACAGAUAAUAGUUUGUGCACUAAAGUGAGACCUUGACAUGCUAAUUGCCUUUUGGGGGGGUGUUUUGUUGUUUUGUUUUUUAAUAAAGUCCAUUCAGGUCAUGCUGAAUGAUGUUUAUUACCCUAGCAUCUUAAUGAAAAGCUGAACUGUACUCACAUGCAACUAAAAAGACGCACGAUAAGCCUGGGAAUGGAAGUUACAGUACGUUGCAUGUAUUUUAAAACGGAAAAGAAGAAGAAAACAGAAGUUUUUAUGCUCAACGUUUUUCUCAGAUAAUGUGAAUUGGAUUAUUUAAUGGAAUCUUUGUCUUGUAACUGUAAUCCUACCCCAGCCUUAAUCCUGCUUUAAUUCUUAGUAGUCUAAUUUCUUAUUCCUGAAUGUGCAGUAAUUUUUAUCAGAUUUACAGAGAUGUCGUGAGAAUUGUACCAGUCUGUGCACAAAAUCUGCUUCUUCAUCAGCUACUGCAACGAUGAUGCUUUAUCAUUGUUACUAAAGGUGCUUUAUUAAAACAGCAGCUGUCCAAGUUAGUGCGAAUAAACUUUUGCAAGUUACUUUGUAUGCAAUAUUUUAUUGCUUGAGAUAUUAAAUUAAAAUUCCUCAAAAGGAAAUAAAAGUUAAUUCCAUAAGGACCUUAAAAAGAUUGUAAUACGUUUGUAGUGUUUUUCCACUGGAAUAUGGUCUAAAAUAUUUGACCUUGUAAAGUCCGAGAAGUAUAUAUUUUAGGUGAUAUGUUAGAAAUUAUGCAGUAUGUUAUAAAUAGUUUCUAGUGUAACUAUUUACCAUUCCGAAACUUCAAAAUAUUUUAUAAAUGGAUUAAUUUUCUUCACUGGAAUGACAAUUUGAUUGUUUCUGUGUUUGAGUUAAAACAUGCAAGUGCUAUAUCUCAGCAGCUAAACAACAGUUUUGUCUAAGUGUUCUUGUUUCCAAAAGCCUUGUUUCCGGUUAUUUUCGUGUAAUAUAAGAAAUAAAACAUUUUAAAUUAUUUUUAUUCAGAUCAAGUAUAUGUAAGAAAGAAAAAGAUAAAGUCCUGAUGUUUUUUCCCCGAUAAUAAACAGUUGCUGCUU